Molecule: messenger RNA, 615 nt
Organism: Effrenium voratum
Lineage: Eukaryota; Dinophyceae; Suessiales; Symbiodiniaceae
Source: the annotation of a GenBank genome assembly
AUGCCCUUGCCGGUAGCUGGCCUGUUCCCAUAUCCCAUAGACCUGAUCCGAAAGUAUGAUAUGGCAGCACAGGCAGACCUUCAGGGCCUGGACUUAUCCAAUGAGGACUUACAGGCCCGGGUUUCAGACUGGUACGUGCUGCAGAGACAAGGCGGACACAGCAUUGGCGAUUUUUGCUGCCGGCUCCCUGUAUCUUGGAUUUGGUUGUACACAUCCUGGAAUGCUUGCUUUAUGUAUGAAAACAUGAUGAUGAACCACUGGACUUUGGCAGUUCUGUUGGUACCGCUCUUGGAGAGCCAGCGGAUACUUUGCGUACAGCAAUGCAGCGGCACGGAGCAGAAUGCCUGGGUGAACUCGCACUGGCUUCAGGCACGCGGCUUCAGCUUAUGGUUGUGGUACGUCAUUGGUGGUGUGGUCAAUGUUUGUCCGACUCAGUGCACUGGUGUAUCAGACUGGUUUCAGCUAACACCGAAGGAUGAAGACCAGGCUCGCCACCGCUGGGCUUCCGUCAACCUCAUUUGGGGAGCCCUUCACCUCGCGUGGUUUUGGACUCGUGCCUACCGACUCAGCCAAGCCAAACGAACUGAGUGCAAGGCGAAGGGGCUGUCGCAGUGA